Messenger RNA from Notolabrus celidotus (New Zealand spotty), 4723 nucleotides. RefSeq lists its product as uncharacterized. The transcript has 7 exons. The record is from RefSeq and is a predicted model, not a curated record. Bases 501 to 3164 code for a protein of 887 amino acids. NCBI's taxonomy places the organism in Eukaryota, Metazoa, Chordata, Actinopteri, Labriformes, Labridae.
UCUCGCUCUUUCAGCUGGUUCAAUGAGUGCCCCGCUUUUACAUCAGGCAGGAUGCAAAAGCACAAUCCAGGAAUUUAAUCUUCCUGCUGAUGAGCGAUGAUUCCACUUUUCCACAGCAAGCCGUUGAGGAAGACUAUCUUGUUCAAAGAGCUAGAUACAAUCAACAAAACAACGGAUGAAUAUUUUUCUGCAACACUUGGAGAUUUCUCUUCUGUGGGGACAGCAGACUUCAACUUCAAGUCUUAGUUUGCUAGUUUAGAGUAUAUUUUAUUUUACAAAGAAUCUCUCGUAAUGCUGUACUUAUUUUGUGAUCCAAAACAGCAGUAUGUUAUCCUCUGACCUUAACUGAUCAUUUCUGCAGUUGUCAUAGGCAGAAAACAUUUUGGUUAUACAGAAAAAAAAUCGCUGCAGAGGAAACAACUGAGCACCAACAAGGAUCACCAUUACUGUACGGUUGUUAAAACCAGGACAGGGGUCUGCAACAAGGGAAGAGGACGGUGAUGGAUAAUUAUUUUAAGCCUGUUCACAGCCCUUCUGGACCGGGCGAAAUCAAGCCAAGGAAGCACCAUCACCAUCCCCAUCAUCACCUUCACCAUGACCAAGACCCCCAGUCACAGAGAUACACAAUGAUUGAAGACACAGAUAGAAAUACAGAUGACAGCCUUGGGCACCACCGUCACCAUCAACAUGGUCACUAUUUCCAUGAAAGCUCUCAUCAUAAUGCCCGCCAUCCUCAUCAUUCACAACAGUUUCACCACAGUGAAGAGGAUGAGAUACUUUUCAACUCUGAAACCCCUGUAACUCUGUCCAGGGCCUCUUCUUCUUCCCUCUCCUCAUCCAAUUCCUCUUCCUCUUUUUCAUCUUGGUACACAGAAGAGAGUGCAAAUGAUCCCUUCUCUCUUCAUCACACUGUGCAGCCACAGCACUCACUGUCCUGCUCCAACAUAGCAGACAUCCGCAGAGGUUUCAGGGAAGAUGAUGGCAAUGAGCCCAUUGUCUUCGCAACGAUCACACAAGACAAAAAGGGUAGUAUUUGCAGUGAGACCCAUUCAAGCUCACACAAGAAAGAAAGGGGUGGUUUUUCUUUUCUUGACCGAUGUCACAGCAGGAGUGCAGGCUGUGAUGUUGGAAGGGAGCAAUCCAGGGAACCAAAUAUGAACUGUGGCACUCUGUAUAAGGCAGCUAGUUUGAACAGAAACCUGGCUUUCAGCAAUGAAGACAUUCUGUUAGGGGUCUCUCUUGGCCCCAAAAGGGCAGUGUCCUCUAGCCAGUUACCCAGCAAAGGCAUCCUCAAAAACAACGUGCCUCAUAAUGACAUUCGUAAGGCUAAAUCAAUGGAGGUGCUGUCCCCGAGAGUGUCUAAAGGCCAAGAUCCUAGUGGACAGAAGGGGAAAGGGAUCACUCAAGUUGAGAUUGAACAAGCCAGGUCAAAUUUUGUGCAGGGAAAGUUACAAUUCUCAGCUUUUCUGGAUGAGAUUACAAAGCAGGUUAUAAGUCCAUCUGAUCUUAACAUCUUGGGUUUGAAUGAUAAUAGAACUACUGGAAAUAAACCUGCCACAGCCCAAACACCGGCCCCAGUUAAGCCUCAGCUCCCACCCAAGAAACACAGAGAAAGCUCAGGAGAGGAGAGGGAACAGCGCCCAAAACAACACAGUAGACAGGAGAGGGAAGCUCUCAGCAGCCCUCGCAAACACUCAGAUUGUUCCAAUCCUGAUAAACUCAUCUCGUAUGUAGCUAAGAAACAUCAUGGUAGUCCCCCACCUGACCACUACUCCCACUCUGCCACCCACAAAGCUCACCAUGGAAGCGGCCGGAUAGACAGGAGAACGUCACCAACUGGGGGCUCCUUGUCAGGGGACAGAUAUGGUCAAAGUGGUGCUCAACUCACAGACGGCACCAGUACCAGCCCUGAACCAGUCCAGCCAAAACAACGGCACCACCGUAACAAGCAGGCCACUGGCUUCCAUGGCAAGCAUACCCAACACUUCUCUCAGCACCAGCCUCAGCAGGUGCACCCUGGCCCUGGUCACAAAGGGCCAAUAAGCUCCCCUCCAUCCUCAGCCAAGGGUGUUGAGCCAGGCCAUGGAUCUGAGUCUUCAUCGUCAAAGUCUGACUCAUCGAGGACCAGGGAGACAGCAUCAACAGCUACCAGUCACAACUUUGGGCAGAGUGGUCGUCAUCAGUCACAGCAUGAGGGGCACUCUAAACAACACAGAGAAACACUCAGUGAUGCAGAUCAUCUCCGGGCCCUGCAAGAGGAGAACACAGAUCUCCACCAGAACUUGAUGCAGACUGUGGUUUGCAUUGAGAGCCUGGAGGUAGAGCUGCAGAGGACCAGGGAUGAGCUCAGCCAUGUCAAGGAGAAGUAUAAAAGCCUUCUAGAGACCCACACUGGGACCAAGCAGGCCAAUAACCUGCUGGGGGAACACUUGCAUAUAGCGUCGGAGAGCCUGAGCAGUGAGAGAAAGUACCUACUGAACCGUGUGUCCCAGCUGAGCUCAGAGUUGGAGGACGCCCACAGGACCAUGGCUGCCCUGGAGAACAUUAAUGUGCCGUGCUUGAUAAAGGAGUUACUGGAGAAGCACUUUAAUUCUGCUGAGGCCAUACAGAAGCUGCUGACAACCUCUGCUUCAAACAGUCAGUCUGCCAACUCUCCACUUGAAGACAGCCAGUCAAAUGCUCCAAAAGUGGAAGAAGAAGUGCAUGACUGGCUAACAAAAUCAGAGGCAGGUCCGCAGAGGGUCACAGCCUUCAUCCCAUUUAAACAGGGGGUACGGACAACAGGAACUGAAAACAGUCUCUCAGGCCAGCAUGAUUCCAGGUACAGCCCACCUUUCUCUGUAAACGACAUCAGCACUGCAAUCUACAAGAAAAUGGCUGCUAGUUAUGCUGCCAGACCUCGACCCCUCUAUCCCCAAAGCCAGCAGCAGCAGCAGACGCCCCUCAGUGCCAACCACACUGACACCCCGUCAAAGCUCCAGCAGGCCCAUGUGGGUGAUGACAACUGGGUGGGGAAUGGAGGGGUAAAGGUAACUCUUGUGGAGCAUGAUAUAGUGGAUGUAACCUCCACGACAGCCCAGCAGAUCCUGGAUGACUUCUUGCAGCAGCUGGGGGCCAAUAAGGAAGUGGGAGGAGGAAAGGAGCAGCAGGGCAAGCAGGAGUGAGCGGGUGGAGCAGAAAAAACAGGCAAAGUGGCAGACUGAGAAUGUCGUCCCACAACAUGGCAUGAGGAAUGUAUAUUCUCUUGUGCUUGCACUGAGAUGUGUAUUUAUUCAUAUGUCAUUGUGGUAACAUUUAGACAUUGUACCCUCAAAUUAACCAUUAUGUGGAAGCUUAAAACUAUUUUUAUGAUUUGUUUAUGUUGUACUUUAAUGCUCAAAGAAUUUAUAAACUAGAAUCUAAAGGGAGAGGAAAUUAUUCACAGGAAGUUGAAAUAUUAGAAUUGGUGGAACUGGAAGAUGUAAGCACAGAGAAAUCACAUUGGAUAAAUACAAGAAAUACUUUCUUUGUCUGCAGUGUAUGCAUAAAGAUAGCAAAAGAUACAUUACAUGCCAGAAUAUAGAAAAUAACAUACAGUAAUAGAGGAAUAAAUCCCAGUUGGAGACAUCAUUUCAAUAUUGUGCUAUUUGCUAUACCUAUUCCUUUAUGUUGUUACCCUGCGACUUCCUCUCAAAGACAUUGGACAUUAGGUUGAUUGGAAAGACAUAAUGAAAAAAAUCUAAAUAAAAUCAUGAUUUUCUAGACGUAAUCAUAGGAGUACAAAAGCUACAAUCCCUCUUUGAAAAAAAACACUGAAAGAUAAUUAAAGGAGAAAAAAAUGGAGAAAUUAAGGACUGCAAUUAAUACUUCUGUUCUUUACAGCAUUAUUCAAAAACUCAACCUGAAGCCUCUUACCAGGGUAUUUUUUUCAUUUAAGAAGGUUGUUCUAUUGAUAGGUACGCUUCAAUAAAUGGUUACCAGAUGACAAAGACUGAUGUAGCUACCUGAGGACUAAAGUUUAACACCUUUUUCAAAUCCACCUUAGUGCAAGGAGAAGUGGGUCUCACCUUCUACAAGUGUUUUAUUUCUCUAACACAUUUCACUGAGCUCAUGGUACUCAUCAACAGUCAACGGCAGCCUUUUGAUAAGCCUGACGCUUCUUCAAUGUCAACAUCAGUGAAAGAUCUAUUAUUUCUACUGUUAACAGUAAUAUCCAGGAAGAAAUACCUCUUGCAUAUUUUACACAAGCAUUUAUUUUCUCCUAAACAAUAUUUAUGUGUAUUUUUUGUCAUGUUUAUUAGAAAAAUAAUCUCUUUAGAAACUAUGUGAAGCAGUUGCCUGAUAUUCUGGAAAGGUCAAGGACAUCUGCUCGAACUUAAAUUAAGUUAUUAUAAAAAUAUUCAGAUUUGUGUGAAAUAUUAUUUUCUGUUAAAUGUAAUAAUGUACACUAAGAGAUUGUGUAAAUAUAUAAUGACUCUGUGGUUAUAUGUAUAAGGCAUAUGUAGAUGACUUUCUUUUCUGUUAUGUUUUAUGGUGAUGUAGAAUACUCUGGAAAAUUCUGUCAAGAAACACAAAGCUGUGUUUAUGUAAAGGCAAUGGCAAUGUAAAUUUAAUAGAGGGCAGCAGGAACAUAUAAAUGGCAUUGUAAUCUGUAUAGCUCCCAUGUUUAAUCAAUGUAUACUUUACCUUAUGAAUUAUACAAUCAUAAACAUAUACAUUCAUUCAACAUGUAUAUGUCAUUACA